CUCCACUUGUGUGAAUACUGGUAAUGCGGAAAUGGGUCACAUUCAAAACACUGUACCGCAGUCAUGUUAUGAGAUUUUGCGAGAUGUUAUUCACCUCUGUCAUUUUUUCAAAUGUUUAUACCCAAAGAAAGUUAUAAAUACCCAAAGGGAUUAAAAACGUGUGAGUAUAUUUUCAAUGGGUAAAAAGAAUAAUUUUUGUGCGUAAGUUAUAAGUUUCCGGACAUGAUGAAAUCAUUACUGCGCAGAAGAUCACCACGUGUUUAUGAAGACAAGCCGUGAAAGUUAGUCAACAUUUUCUUUCCCUGUCUCAUCCAGUGUCAUCCAGACAACAAUCAGAUAAUACAAACGAACAAUUUAACCUAAGUGAGAUGUCCCGAAAGAGUCUAUUUCAAGGCGCUCAAGAGACUGAGAGCCCAUCCAAUCAGGACAGGCAACAACUUGUCACAAGCCACACCACUGGUGAUACAAAGGUACCAGUUGAGAAUGAGAAAGUCACACAUAGUGGAACUCCAGCCAUUCAAGAGACUGAGAGCCCAUCCAAUCAGGACAGGCAACAACUUGUCACAAGCCACACCACUGGUGAUACAAAGGUACCAGUUGAGAAUGAGAAAGUCACACAUAGUGGAACUCCAGCCAUUCAAGAGAGUGACAACCCAUCCAAACAGCCAGGGCACGAACUCGUCACAAACCACACCACUGGUGAUAAAAAGGAACCAUCUGAGAAUGAGAUAUCAUUACAGAGUAAAAAUCAAGCCACUCAAGGUCUGUCGCAUUCUGUUCGCCGUGUUCGUCUGCCACCAACAAUGCAAAGAAAAUGGUUGCAACACCUGCUCCAGAAACUCAAACAUAAUUGCCGUCAUCCCUGCCAUGGUAGCAUAGAGGAAGAACAUGGAAAACUGUUCAUAGACAUUUCCUACAUCGAAAAGGAUGAGGCAAAUGUCCGCAGCUUUUGUAAGGAAUUUAAUGCACUCUGUUCAACAUAUGAUGGAAAUGCCGAAACGAAUAUUAGAAAUUGUUUUGGCCAUGUUGUAACUGCUGUUGCCACAGAUUCCUGCAAGAAAAGAAGACAUUAUGGCCCGAAUGGAGAGAUUCUACGACAUCCUGGCCUUGGGGGCUUGUUGUAUGAUGGCUCCACAUUACACAUUUUCAGUUAUCUCUUUAAAAUGGGAUUAUGCUUUCAUAUCAAUGUUUUAGAAAUGUUAGCCAUUUAUGUUGCUGUGAAACUUUUGGGUCCACUAUGGUAUGGUAAGAUGGUUUUGGCUUACUGUGACAAUAUGUGCACUGUUAACAUAAUUAAUGAAAAGGAAGGGCAAAAGAUAAAUAUAGCUGAAAAAAUGAUAUUAGAAUUAAUCAAGAAGGAAGAAAAAUUACACCACUUCACCCUGGCAUGUAAACACAUUAAGGGAACAGACAAUUAUAAAGCAGACAAGUUAUCGCGAUAUCCUAGUGAUAGGUUUAUAAGAAAAUAUGGUGGUUCUGAUUCAUGUGUAGAGUAUGAUGCAGGUCCUGUUUUAGAUAAAUUUGUUGAGAUUUGCAAACAAUUCUGCAAGAUAUUGAUUGACCUUCAAAUUCUCUUUUCACAAAAUUGUGAAAUAAAACCUAUCUCAUCUCCAUCAACACUAUUUAACUUUUCCAUUGACAUUCUCGCAACUAAACUCAGCACAGCUCUCAUGUUGCCCCAACUCAAAGACAAUUUUGCCAAGUUAUUUGAGAGUGUAGCAAAGGAACUUGUUGAAGGCAGAGCCAGAGAUAUUGUACAAGAAAUUACUCAUCUUCGACAUGAGCUUGAGAUAAAUUAUGAUAAUGAACAGUACAGUAGAAGAUACUCUCUACGUAUUAGAGGCCUACCUGAGUCCAAGGACGAAAACACGGAGGCAUUAGUGAUGGAGGUCCUGAGAGACUUACAUCUUGACCUAACAGCAUCGGACAUCGACAGAUGCUACCGAGUCGGUAAGAUAAACAUGGAUAGGAACAGACAGGUAAUCGUAAAAUUCGUCAACUUUUUAACCAGGAACAAAGUAAUUUCUAACAGAAGAAUGCUGAGACAAAAUAGAAGUUCAGUCUAUAUAAACGAGGACUUAACCAAGUAUCAAAGUAAACUGUUCAAACUGACCCGUGACUUAAAAGCAAAACACCUAAUCUCUUCCACGUGGACUUAUGAUGGCCGAGUGUAUGUUGAGGAACAACCCGGGGGUGUUAUGAGGGUGAUUCAGUGCGAGUGUGACCUGGACAGCUAUCGUUGAUGUUAUAGAGAACUUACAUUAUAUAUAUAUAGCUUCAGUUACAAGUGAUCCAUACUGCGAUACAACAGUGAUACAAAAGGAUCCGCCAAAGAAUACUUAUGCUUAUGACUUGAAUAUCGUAUAAAAUCCCAGGGACAUUACAGCAUCCCUGUUUAUGAGAUUUAACCCGAAUGGAAAGUAAAACCUCACAAUAGGUCUUAAUGCCUAUAGAAAGAAGUCUCUUACUUAAUAGCGAUCCCAAUGAAUAGCUUUAAAAUGUUAGUUAAGUCAUGUACUAUAAUUGUACAUGAGCUUACCUGUGGCUCUAGUUUCUGCCAGCUUUCCUAUGAUAAUGUAUUCCUACUGAAACCUUCCUGUAUCCCUUUCCUACUGCUGUCUGGUGUGCACAUUUUUAUGAUGACUAACUAUCCUUGCCAUAAUUCCUUGUCAAGAUCUGCAUUGCCGGUUUUGUUAAAUAUGCAUGAUAUUUUGUUCUCGCAGUUAUCUUACUAUUGUCAGUGUUCCCGAUCACACUACCAAACACAUAUGUGAAGUAUGUAUAUAUUUAUCUUACCCAAUGGGUAAUGAUGUAAUUCAACACCGUGUGGUGAUCGGGGUUUUCAAUUGUAUUUUGUGUCAAAAGAGUCUGCGUUGCAUACAUAAAUUCAACCUAAGUAGUACUCCAUUCACUGUAUCUUUUCUCAACAAAUUUUACAAAUUGUGCGAUAUACUGCAUGUCGAAUGUAGAGCGUUCAGCGUGUUUGUAUUUCGUUGUUUCAUGCAAGCUCAGAUCAGAAGCGCUAAUGUAACAACUGUAUUGUUAUUGUUGCUCCAUGUCUGAUACUGUAAACCCUCCAGUAGAGGUAGCGCUGCAUACGUUGAGGGAACACGGUUCCAGAGUUUUUUCACAAAUGUUAUUUUCUCUGGUUUUACGUGUCGGGCUUCAGCUACCUUCAGACCAUUUCGUCUGUACAUCUGUACACAGUGAUGCCAACCAUUACAAUUUUGGCGUAAUAGUUACAAUUUGGUGUAAUAGUUACAAUUUUGGUUUAAUAGUUACAAUUUUGGCGUAAUAGUUACAAUUUGGUGUAAUAGUUACAAUUUUGGUGUAAUAGUUACAAUUUUGGCGUAAUAGUUACAAUUUUGGCGUAAUAGUAUCAAUUUUGGUGUAAUAGUUACAAUUAAGGCCUAAUAGUAUCAAUUUUGAGCCAAUAAUUACUCUAUUAGGCUUGUCCUCCUUCAAAUCAAAUUUUUUGUCAUGAAUUAUUUAGAUUCAUAAAUAUCCUGGAGAGCAAAUUGUUAAAUUAAAUUAAAUUAAAACACCAGUGAUUACUGAUUACUGCUCUGAUUACUCCAAAGCUUCAAUUUGAGUUGGCAUCUCUGUAGAUAUAUUUAUGUUGGUUGACAUGUUUCAUGUUAGAAGUGUCAAUUAAAAGUCUUUUAGUGGUGUUGGUAUUGUUUCAUGUAAGAAGUGUUACUAAAAAGUCUUUUAGAGGUAAUUUUUGUAUAUACUUGCAUAGAUAUGGUAUAUAAUGAAUUGUGUACUGUUGAUUGUUAGUUUAUUUGAUGACAAUCCAUGUCUGAUACUGUAAACCCUCCAGUAGAGGUAGCGCUGCAUACGUUGAGGGAACACGGUUCCAGAGUUUUUUCACCAAUGUUUUUUUCUCUGGUUUUACGUGUCGGGCUUCAGCUACCUUCAGACCAUUUCAUCUGUACAUCUGUACACAGUGAUGCCAACCGUUAUGGUUUGACGUAAUAGCCUAAAAUUACACAAAUCCCACAAAUUACGAUUUUUGUCAUUUGUUUAACGAAUUAUUUAGAUUCAUGAAAUAUCCUGGAGAGCAAAUUGCUAAAGCAUCGCUGAUUACUGCCCUGAUUACUCCGAAAGAUUCAGUUUUGGUUGGCAUCUCUGUAGAUAUGUUUAUGUUGAUGAAGAUGCUGUCUGUUUUUCAUUCUCUGUCGGUGUUUGUAGCUGCAUUGGUAUUGUUUCAUGUCGGAAGCAUUAAUAAAAAAAGCUGCGUGCCACACAGUUGUA
This is a messenger RNA of Haliotis rufescens (red abalone), 4257 nucleotides long. RefSeq lists its product as uncharacterized. The record is from RefSeq and is a predicted model, not a curated record. Bases 369 to 2243 code for a protein of 624 amino acids. Lineage: Eukaryota; Metazoa; Mollusca; Gastropoda; Lepetellida; Haliotidae. The transcript is spliced from 11 exons.